Messenger RNA from Psammomys obesus (fat sand rat), 2528 nucleotides. RefSeq names its product ST6 N-acetylgalactosaminide alpha-2,6-sialyltransferase 6 (gene St6galnac6). Gene Ontology annotation, molecular function: alpha-N-acetylgalactosaminide alpha-2,6-sialyltransferase activity. The record is from RefSeq and is a predicted model, not a curated record. Gene Ontology annotation, biological process: oligosaccharide metabolic process; ganglioside biosynthetic process. Lineage: Eukaryota; Metazoa; Chordata; Mammalia; Rodentia; Muridae. The transcript is spliced from 7 exons. Bases 376 to 1566 code for a protein of 396 amino acids.
GGUCGGAGCUGCGGCGGGGCCUGGGCGGCCUGGGCAGCGCGGACCCUGGUUCUCGGCUCCCGGCGCCAUGUGAGGGGGUGCGGGGGCCGCGGGGGCCGGGCGCUCCCCGGCGGAGAUGAGGAAACUGAGGCUCAGAGAGGUCACAUGGCUUGCUCGAGGCCCCCCAGCCAGUAAGUGUGGACCCGACAUUCGCACUGGCACCUGAUAUGCUGUUCUGACCAUGGCCUUCUCAGAGCAGGACCGUGACGGGGCUGACCAGGGGGACCGUGGUCCUGGCUGAGGGCACUGCUCAGGCAAAGGUGUGACCCCACAACCUUGCCCCCUGGGCCACCUGCAGGACGCUGGCCUCUACCCCUCAGCAGACGCCGGAGAGAGAUGAGUAGCAACAAAGAGCAGCGGUCAGCAGUGUUUGUGGUCCUCUUUGCCCUCAUCACCAUCCUCAUCCUCUACAGCUCCAACAGUGCCAACGAGGUCUUCCACUACGGCUCCCUGCGGGGCCGGACGCGUCGGCCUGUUAACCUCAAGAAGUGGAGUUUCUCCAACGCCUACUUCCCCAUCCUCGGCAACAAGACGCUGCCUUCCCGGUGCAACCAGUGUGUGAUUAUCACCAGCUCCAGCCACCUGCUGGGCACCAAACUGGGCCCUGAGAUUGAGCGGGCAGAGUGCACUAUCCGCAUGAACGAUGCGCCCACCACUGGCUACUCGGCCGACGUUGGCAACAAAACCACCUUCCGCGUAGUGGCGCAUUCCAGUGUGUUCCGUGUGCUGCGGAAGCCCCAGGAGUUUGUUAACCGGACCCCUGAAACUGUGUUCAUCUUCUGGGGCCCCCCAAACAAGAUGCAGAAGCCCCAGGGCAGCCUCCUGCGCGUCAUCCAGCGGGCAGGCCAGGCGUUCCCUAACCUGGAGGCCUAUGCCGUCUCUCCCACCCGCAUGCAGCAGUUUGACGACCUCUUCCGGGGUGAGACGGGCAAGGACAGGGAGAAGUCCCAUUCCUGGUUGAGCACGGGCUGGUUUACCAUGGUGAUUGCGGUGGAGUUGUGUGACCACGUGCACGUGUAUGGCAUGGUCCCUCCCGACUACUGCAGCAGCCCCGCCUGCAGCGCAUGCCAUACCACUACUAUGAGCCCAAGGGGCCUGAUGAGUGUGUCACCUACAUCCAGAAUGAGCACAGCCGUAAGGGCAACCACCACCGCUUCAUCACCGAGAAGAGGGUCUUCUCAUCCUGGGCCCAGCUCUAUGGCAUCACCUUCUCCCACCCCUCCUGGACCUAGCCAUCCUGUCCAUGGACCUCAGACAGAUACGGGAGAAGUGGCUCUGGGCCCAACCAUUCGACCGUGGCCAUCUUCCAGCCAGUUCAGGCUGGCUGGAGUAUUUCUCGGUCAGUCAAACGGGGGCCUUGAUGAGGGUUUUUCCUCCAGCCAAUUAGGGCUGGAGUUAUCUGUUGGCCAAUCAGGGAUUUGGAAUUCUGUAUGGUUUAAUCGGGUGUCGGGGUCUUUCUUAUCUAGUCAGGGUCUGAGCAUAGUCUAUCAGGGUAUAGGGGUCUUUCUGAGUAAGUCUGAAGCUUAGGACAUGUCCUUUCCCAUAAGGCCUUGCUUCAGAGCCCCAGGAAUGGGCUCUAAAUCACUCCCUCCUUAGCUGGAACAAUGGGCUCCUGCCCCAAGGAUCUGGGGACUGGUGUUGCCCCACAGUUGCCAGAAUCACAGAUGCUGUAUGGGGUAAGGAGCUGCCAGGAGGUCGGGCCAGAGAAUUUGUGGAGUUCUAGAAUUGGUAGUAUGGCCUAGGAGGUAGGAGGCGGGUGUCCAGUUCUUGGCAUCCUCCAGAGGGACCUUGGACAGGCCCUCUUCUCUUCCUGGCAUGCAGUGAUGACAUCACAUUCCCAUGUGCAGACAGAGACCCUCACUCUCCAUUGUGCUUAAGUGUAAAUUCCCCCAGCUGCCAUUUCCCGACGGGGGACUCCACUUCCUGAGGAGUAGGGAGCCUGGGGAGCCCUUCCCCACCUCCUUCUAGAAACUUUAGGGUAUUUUUUUGUGCAGAUGCCCCUGUGGUUGGGGAGCUCUGACAGAAGUGGGACAAACAGGAAGCCUUUUCCUGAGCCCCUCCCCUCGGUCCAGCUGCCAUUAGCCUGGCUCUAGAAAGGCCAGAUAUCUCUGCCCCUCCCCCCAGGAGGAGAGCAUUCCCUGCUGCCCAAGGAGCCUUUGGGGCAGAGGAAGGGGUAUGCCAGCCUCACCAGGGCCCCUGGCAAUCUUUGUCUGGAGAGGCUUCGGGCUUCGGGGAGAAGAGUCCUCCCCAAGUCUGAGAUGAGACUAGAGAGAUGGGAGCUGGGUAACCUGGGUUCUGUCUCUUGUUCAAGCACUUUAUUAAGGUUGGGGCUAGGUGGGCGGUAGGUAAUGGCCAUGAGGAGGCUGAGGAGUGGGAGGAGACUGGCCAGCUGUGAGCCCCUGCACACUGAGGUAAUGGGGGCAUCGGCAGCCCCAGAUGUGGUUUUGUAAUGAUUUAUACAGAAAUAAACACACCUAAGCCCCGGCUCA